Molecule: messenger RNA, 1224 nt
Organism: Anastrepha obliqua
Lineage: Eukaryota; Metazoa; Arthropoda; Insecta; Diptera; Tephritidae
Gene: CCHa1
Product: neuropeptide CCHamide-1
Exons: 4
Coding region: 171-872 (233 amino acids)
Source: RefSeq, a predicted model, not a curated record
UUUUAAAAGUAUAACGGUUGCUUCAGUAGUGAGUGGAAAAAGCUAAAAACCGUGAACACGGAAAAAUAAAAUAUAAGCAAGUGCAAUUUCAUUGUGAAAAAUAAAAAUGUUUAACUGAAAGUGAUAUAUUUCGUUUUCAUUAAUUCGUAAAUAAAAUUUAGAUUGGAAAAAUGUGGCGCACAACCGUUUUUGCAAUUCUUUAUAUUGGUUUAGUUUUUUCGCCGGAUGUUAAAGGUUCCUGUUUGGAGUAUGGACAUUCAUGUUGGGGUGCUCAUGGUAAACGUUCUAGUGGCCAAGUAGUCGGUGGUAAUAAAGUUCAGCGCGAAUCUGGAUCGAGAAAUUUACGCAACAACCAAUUAAAUGUGUUGGGUGAAGAUAACGCAAAUCGAAUUGUGGCGAACAAGUUCGAUUUCGAUGAGGCGCUCACUUCAGCUGAAACUUCAUCACACAGAGUCUUUAGCGCAGAGGACUUUUCAGCCGAUUCGAAUGAUUCUACAAAAACACGUAAUUACAUGGGACAAAGGCGUCUGAAAUUCUCCACACACUUAGGCCAGAGUGAGAGCAAUCACUUACCGAUUGACAAUAACAAUCGGGCGAGCAAUACUGAUGAUUCGCGGGAAGAACACCAACAACAGCUACAAACGCGGCAACUACAACAGCAACGGAAGUAUCCUCGACAUAUUGAACGCUGGCGUAAGUUGCCCAUAUUUGGAUUUGGACACACUUUCGGCAACUCACAAUUGGCGUUGACAGAUGCAGCACCGCUGGAGUUACCAACACGAAAUGCCGAAAAUGAGUUAAUUCAACAGUUUGGGCAGCUAGCGGGGGGCGGAAGAGUAGAUGAUGCCGGCGUUUAUUAUGAUUUUCAAUAGAGUUGCAGAAAACUAUGAAAUGAAAAGUUAGGGUGGGAUAUGGCAUUGGCGGAGUAAAUGGUUGACGACUCCAGAUAAUUGGCAAAAAUACGAAUUAUAAGAGGACAACAAAGUUAAUUAAAAAAGGAUAUUCUUCGAAACAAGCGCAUAUAUUCAUAUGUAUAAGUACAUAAAUGCAUAUAUGUAUUUGUUUUGAUUGCACAUGAAACUGAAUAAAUAAUGUGAAAUACUAAAAUAUUAAAAUUACUUUCAAAGGCUCUGAAUGUAAACAUUUUAUUAUAAGAAAAAUAUAUUCGUGUACUUAAGUGUUGCUUUAGCUAAGAUUAAACGAAAUAUUGUUGAGAGUUUUUUC